Messenger RNA from Trichobilharzia szidati, 1990 nucleotides. Lineage: Eukaryota; Metazoa; Platyhelminthes; Trematoda; Strigeidida; Schistosomatidae. The record is from the annotation of a GenBank genome assembly.
UUUUCAAAGUGGACGGUACAGGUAACUGAGGCGUGACUCGAGGAGGUUGAUAUUACGGUCAUACAUCAGUCUGUGUAACUGCACGCUAUCAGUUCUGACAAUCGACACCCUUCGAGAUAAUGUUGUAUUUAAUAGGAUUGGGGUUAGGCUCAUUUUCAGAUUUGACGAUCAAAGGUUUGGAUGUACUCAAAAAGUGUGACUAUGUGUACCUUGAUAGUUACACUUCUAUAUUCUCUGAAGAAAAUAUCAAUGAACUAAAGAUAGCUGAGAAGUGUAUAUUCCCAGCCGAUCGAGAAUUUGUAGAACAAAGUAGUGAAAUCCUUGAUCGAGCGAAGGAGCAUGACGUUGCAUUCCUAGUUAUAGGUGACCCUUUGGGAGCAACUACUCAUAGUGAUAUUAUAUUGCGAGCUGUUGAAAGAAAUAUUCCCUACCAAAUAAUUCACAAUGCCUCAGUUAUAACAGCAGUGGGAUGCUGUGGCCUGCAGCUGUACAAUUUUGGUAUUACUGUAUCAAUUCCUUUAUGGGAUGAAUUUGGGCGUCCAGAGAGUUUUUUUGACAAGAUACUGAAAAAUUUGAGGAAUGGAUUCCACACUUUGUGUUUGCUGGAUAUAAAGGUCAAAGAAAGAACUCUGGAGAACCUUCUGCGUGAUCGAAAAAUAUUUGAACCUCCGCGCUUCAUGAACUGCUUCGAGGCUGUGUAUCAAAUAGUAGAAGCUCUAAACAAAAAAAGUGAAGAUCUGUUGGAAUGGGCAAAUCCAAUAGUAAAAUCUUGCAUCGUCAUCAGUCUUUCACGAAUAGGAUCUGAUGAUCAAAAAAUUAUCGUCUCAAGAAUAAGCGAUGUAUACAAGGCUCGAAUGAACUUAAAUAACCCUGAAGUUAUUUUUGGUGGUCCACCACACAGCAUAAUAAUACCUGGAACAAUACAUCCACUAGAAGCAGAAUUUCUACUGGCACGCUACCAGAACAAGGUUGAGGAUCAAUCUUAUUUGCCAAAAUUCUUUAUCUUCGAAGAAGAUGGUUAUGUACUGCACCACUUCAAGAACCUUUUAUAUACACACAACAGAACAAUCAAUAGCAUUCAACUUCGUCAAAACACAAUAACACACUUGUAAAAAUAUAAGGCAAAUCCAACUAUUUAUUAUUUUUGUUACUUAUUAUUAAUUUGUUGCUCCACUAUUCUAAUCAGAGCCGUUGUCGUUUUUAGCCCUUUGACUAACGGACACACGGGGUUCUCAUAUUUUUAUUAAUUUCCACAUAACAGUGAAUAAUUUAGUUGGUAUGAUUACUACUACUCUCGGACACUAGUCUUUUUAACUUAUGGAAGUGGUUAACAUGUUCAUGAGUGUUAAGCCGCAUAGUUUGCAAAACCCUAAAACAAAUAAACAACAUCUAAACUGCAUAAAUCGGUGUAACUCGUGCAGUAGAGUACCUACUCUUCAUGCUGGAUGCAUGAGAGAACUUAAGUAUUCAGCGAACAUAAUAAUAUUUACGCCAUACAACGUAACCAACAAAUACUUCAAAGUGUGUUGAGAAUAGGCAGGCGAAAACCAUGCAACUGUCCACUUGGAUACCCAUUGAAUAUAUCGUACCUAUCGGAAUACAAAAACCAGGGAACCCCAUACUACGACCGAUGAUAGAUUCCAGGAAUACCCCCACUUAUGAAUUGCCAAAACACAGCUCUAAUAUUGUCCCAUUGGAUACCGUUCAAACUCUAGACUAACCAAUUCAUAUGAAAUGAAAAAGAAACUAAAUGACAUUCAAUUAGAAAACAAUGGUUAGUUUUUUUAUAACUAGUCUGUACACUAAUAUACCUAUCAAUAUGGCCUUAGAAGCGGUUAAAAGAGAACUAACUUCUGAUCUCCAACUUACUCAUAGGACGAAGCUGCCUCAAAUCUACUGUAUUUAAAUUCCAGGACAAAAUAUACAGACAAACAAAAGGUGUAUCAAUAGGAUGGAUCACCAAUAUCCCCUAUCGUAGCAGAUAUAUUUU